AUGCAUACCUCUGGCCUGGUGCUGAACCUAGUCUUGAAAUAUCUGUGGCUAUCUCUACUAGUAGGUUAUUUCGCCAGGACGUGCUGGGACGAGAAUCCUGCGCCUAGGAAGUACAAGGGAUGCGGACAUACGGUGAAAGAGCCGGCGCAGCCACGCGUGGUCUGGUGCCCCGAGGCUUCACGGAGCGGUAGCCAGUGCGACGUGGUAAAGAAAUCAAGCAAGGCCAGCAGCACUACGAAGCGCAAGUGUCCCGAAUGCCGUGAAAAGGAAGAUAAGAAGAAGGACGAUGAAGGUACCGGUGCUGGAGGGACGGGUUCCUCUACAAUCGCGAGCGGCAUCUCGAUCGCGACACCUGCGUAG
This is a messenger RNA of Coccidioides immitis RS, 360 nucleotides long. RefSeq lists its product as uncharacterized. Lineage: Eukaryota; Fungi; Ascomycota; Eurotiomycetes; Onygenales; Onygenaceae. Bases 1 to 360 code for a protein of 119 amino acids. The record is from RefSeq and is a predicted model, not a curated record. The transcript has 2 exons.